Molecule: messenger RNA, 4611 nt
Organism: Ilyonectria robusta
Lineage: Eukaryota; Fungi; Ascomycota; Sordariomycetes; Hypocreales; Nectriaceae
Exons: 3
Coding region: 1-4611 (1536 amino acids)
Source: RefSeq, a predicted model, not a curated record
AUGCCGCCGUUCGCUCCAGAGCUAGAGGAGUGGUGGCUUGGCCGUGGCUACGAUGCUCUAACCCGGCUUGUUGACUCAGGCGAUGACGCCCUCAAACCUCAAGAAUGUGGCUUCGCCCAGGACGUCCAACGUCGGCUAUGCGCCCUCGACAAUGACCGUCUACUCCAGGCCGAGCUCAAAGAAGCGUGGCCGGCUAUUCGCGCCGCGAGAGGCAUCAACUACGUUGCGAACCCACGAAAACAACUCAAGGAAGCAUCUAGUACCAUCUUCAAGCCGGUUGAAGACGGAGGCAUGGAUCAAUCACGCGUCCUUGAAGGGCUUGGAUAUCUAGAUGCGAUGGAAGUGCAUCGUCUUCGCUUCCUGAAAGCAACAAGGAGCGCCAUGGAGGUUACGACCCCUGAAAAACGUCACCUGCAAGUCGUCGACGAGCUCGAUCGUCAAGCCACUAUCCAUUACCGACAUUUCCACCUAGGCUUUAGGACAUUGAACUUGCAGACUCUCAUCGAUGAUUUGACCAAAAGUGGCGAGAAGACAAAGGAAAUACCAAAGAUAAUGGCUCGACUCAACGCCCUCUUCCCCCCUGUUGUCUUUCUCCAAGACGAGGACGAUGUUGAUCCAACGCCCCACUCUGCCGGUCUUCGCGACAGCAUCCGAUUUUCUGUCUUUGAGCACUUGAUGGGGAGUGAACCAGUUUCUGAACAGCGGCAGCAGAUGAUCCAGAUGAAGCUUCUUGGGUGGUGCGACAUUCCUGGGUACGGCCAAGCCCGAGAUUCCUUGAUUCGAUACUGCGAGGAAUCAAAGAAGCUGGAAGAGGUCUGUUUGCUUGUUUUGGACGAUUUGGAGCAUCGAUGUCUCAGCGAAAUGUCGACACGAAACUUAUCGGCCGACUCUUCUUCCAUGUCACUCGAAGACAGCUCACCAAGUCCUGAGGGCAGCUCCCCGAGAAAGGCCAUUCCGGAUGUCGCCAUGAGUGCCGAUGCAUCCUUUGAUUCUCGAUAUCCCGCUUUGCACUCGCCGGUGUCUAUUUCUGCACUUACAGCAUCAAAUCCUCUCCUCAAAGGAAUGCCAGGCCGAGAGAUAUCAGCAGCCAAGACAGACGGAGCAGCUUGGGCAAAAGACCUCGGCGUACCACCCAUUCUAUGCUAUCCCGAAGACCUUUCUGCGACUGAGUUCUGCCAACAUCCCCUCGCACAGGAGCUUGAAAUGACACCUUUCGACAGCGACGAUGACAUGGAAUACGAGAAAGUCACCAAGUCCCGCACGAAGAACUCUGGCAAGUUGAAGCGCCGUCAGACUAGGAAGGAAGAAGUGCCCCCAGUCCCUCCAGUACCGCAGAUUCCAGAGUAUUUCCGAGCAAACUUGACCCCGAAAGUUCUUGAGAAGCUAGUCAAGAGGAUGCGAUCUCGACCAGACCUGGCGGAGACUCCCUUUCCCGAAGAUCUUUCGUCCGAUCAGCCUCAGAAGAAAACAUCUGCUCCUGGUACACUGAAACUCGGCAUUAGGAAACGCCGCCCAUCAACGAAGCUUCAGAUUUCCAGCCCGGAACCCAUAUCCGAGACUAGCUCCUGGAGUUUGCGCUCAAAUCGUCACUCCAACAUCGCGUCCACCAUUACUAACGGUUCACACAACUCGAGACCGGCGGCUUCGCGAAGCCAGUCGAGCCAAGAUGCGGUCCAGCCAAUCUUACAGAGAGAUGACCCGAAGUUGAAGUACGAGCUUGCGAAACCGCGAUUGUCACCGAUGGAAUAUGCCCGCCUGUACCUUGUUGAAAAAGCCUUGUCUGAUCGGGAGAAUCGACCCUGCGAGCUUCCCAAGCCGACGGCGGCCAGGUAUUGGACCCCCCGCUGGGAGAAAUUCCUGAUCAUCCCUCAAAUCCCGGAUGUCAUCCGACGAGACUUGACUCCACGAGGAGCUACUGAUGGUGGGUGCGGCAGCGACUCCGCUGAUUUGGGGCAGACCGACUCUGAUAACGAGUCGGUGGUAACGCUGAAGCCGGGGACAGACUAUCCACGUCUGUCUCUCCAUCUUGGCGACUUGCCAACUCUUUCUCCCUUUCUGGAUCUUCCGUAUCCUAACAUGAGUAAUGAGAUUUCCCCUCCCAACAUUUCGCCGUUCGGAGUUGAAACCGAGGAGACUGAACGACCCGACGAACCCCCUUCUCCCUACGACGAAUGCGAGAUCCCCAAACCACAAACCGAACCAGAACUGCCCGCGCAAUUUUAUCAAGUGCGCUACCGAGAAGACGAUGAAGUUCACAAGCAACAGCGAGAAACUAGGUACCGAGCCAUCCACGAUGCGAUCGGUCCAUCCGCCUCUACAAGCGUCUCCGAAAACAGCAUCCGAGUCGAGGCAGAAGAGGUACCCGCAACGACAAAAUAUCCUGAUCAGCCGACUUCCCACCACGAGAAACAAGAGUUUUGGAAAAAGAUGGAUAUGGACAGAGAAGCUAACAGUUCGUCACCUCUGUCACAAGAUAGCGUAGAGACUGCGGUGUACAUGGGUAAGAUGAGGGAUCAGGUAUUAGCAACUCCAGAUCUCCGCAUGCGAAAGGCUUCAGGAAACCAGUCUCAGCCAUCUAUUGCAGAUUUCUCCUCUGCCAACUUUGCCAGUCCGGGGACCAGACGUAGGGUUGUCGAGUUCAGUCCUGAGUCACACAUGUCAUCGGAAGCUCGCACUCCAAUGGCUCAUUUCCCGAUUGCGACUCAACCAACGUCACGACUGACACCAACCGCAUUAACAAAGCAUGUUAUUGGAGGAGCUGGUGGGCACUUGCACCAAGAGUACACUCGACAUGCCCGGUUGGUUCAAAGCCUCAGCGCAGAGCUUCCGCAAGCAUCGUCUGCGCACCUGUGGAGCUCAGAAUCGGAUAGUUCGAUGAUAUCGGAUCUACAACCGGAGCCACUUAGAGUGAGCCGCCGGGAAUCUCAGUUGGACCAUGAGCAAAGCAGCAGGUGGUCAAGGGUCCUUGAAGAAGUCCUUGGGGAUGGAGAAAGAGACGAUGACAGCGGGAGGCAGGAAUGCUUCGAGAUGGACGACAGCUUUGAACCAAGAUACUCAACGGCCUACAUGGAGGAUGGCCAGCGUCGAGUCAGCGGAGAAGAAAUAGCGUUGGAAAGACUCAAAUACCAACUUCGGAGCUUCAGAGAUUCAGCGACUCUGCCGAAGACUCUACGGCGCUCCUCGUCAACCAUCAUCACGCCGACGCAAUCAUGGAGCACUAUCGAGUCGUACUCGACGUUCAACGUUGCAGAAAGCGGACCCUCGGGCUUUACGCCACAGCACGACAAGGAUCAGGUUGUAUCAUCACGCAUUCCUCGUUCCCCGUUGAUGGGCUAUGUAAGGGACUGCGAACUGUCUGAAGGCUCCUUGGAAGCCGCCAAAAAAGCAAUUAGAGAUGCACAUGCUGUCAGGGGAGUGUCCCAGGUUUCACCCAACACAAACUCUCUUCUGGAUCGAUCUGCUCCCCGCCAACAUGGAGCUCUACUCCGAGACCUCGAGAGGGCGUCCUCCAUAACACCACCAGGAAUGAACAGCUUUGGUCGUUGGAAACACGGAGGUUCAGUACAACAUGAUGGUUGUGCCGAUGGCAGCGAAGCAUACGGGGACGAUUUCGAGCUCGCGGACUCCAGCGAGCUCCUUUACGGAGGUUACGAUUUGUCAAGCUACCAAGCCUUUGAGCCGGAACCGUCAGCCACAAGAGACUUUUCUCAACAAUCAGACUCCCCAAACGACUCUUACGGGUACGCAAUGAGUUCCGUUGAUGCCCACCGAUUCUCUUCUCAGCGGUUCGACCCCCUGAGUCGCAUCAGUUCGCCGGUUCCUCAAGCCAGCAAAUUGGACAAGCCAGACAAGGCCAUUACCCCGUCACCGGAGCCGAAAGAAGUUGUGGUUCCACGGACGCCAUCUUCAACCAUCGGCAGCAUCUUUCGCAAACGCGUGAGAUCUCACCAUGGUGGCAGAACACCUACGACUCCCCUCACUCCUUCUACACACUGGAGACCGUUCGAUGAGCCUGAGCCUGAGCCCCCGUGCUCAUCGCCUUGGAUGUCCGGCAGGGGCGAGAACAAGGUGGAAAAGAUGGCGCGGGCAGCCUACUUCAGGGAGAAGGCAGAGCAGGAGCUCGCGCAGAUCGAGGCCACUCCCGAGAAACCAACUCUCCGCAAAUCCUCCCUAAGUAAAGUAAGGAGUAAGGAGGACCUCCGACGCAAGAACCCAGGCCUCAGCCGUAGACAGAGCAUGGAAAGCCUCGUCGGCUGGAGGAGCUUCAUCGACGACGCGCCGGAACCCUUAUUCUCCUCAUCCCCACCACCCCCGGUCCCACCGCUGCCCGCGCCUUCGCGCCUGGACUAUCUCGAUGCGCGGGCCGACUCCGGCGCUACGGCGGCGGCAGCCGCCUACAAGGCGAAGAAGCCACAAGGGCUCAUGGUUGAGACGACGCGAAAGCUUCGGAAACAGAGCCGAGAUGGGUCACGGGCAAGUCGCACGCCCAACUCGAUGCCGAGCAGCGGCGGGCUGAGGAUGGCGUUCAAGAUGGACGGUACGAGGCUCAGUGUGGGGAGAGUAGCAGUGGACGAGAGGAGAGAGGACGAGGUUGUACCGCGGCGGAGAUAA